AAAGGUUUGCUUAAUAAGUGGCACUUGUGGAGAUAAGUAGGUUAUGGCAAUUACUAUAAUAAGUAUAAAGCUAUUUACUGUCAUGAAUGGAUUUCCAAAGGAAAUGUCCGCCCAAAAGAGCCGAAAUUGCCGUAAUAGCCAAAAUGGCUUAGAUGAUUCAGAUGUCAACAAAAAGAAUCUUCACUGUAAAAAAAAUUUAAUUUUUAAAUUGAUGCUUGCAAAUUAAGGAAUUAGUCACGGUAUCGUUCGUGGAUAUCAGCUUAAAGUCUAGCAAAUUAAUCUUUUGUGCUUUAGUUGCCAUUUGACUUCGCCAAUAACAACACAAAGAUGUUUAAGCUAUGGAUCCUAUUUGCAUACUUAAGCCUGGAGUUUCUGAUCGGGACCGCUUCGGACUUGCAGCCACAAUGCUUCAAGACGCCAUACACUAGCUGCCCCAAUGAGAACAUUAGUUUCUGGCUGCACACACCUCUGAGGCCUCAAGGCAUCUUAGUGGAUACGCUCCAUUUGGCAGGUCUGCCCUUAACGUCGAAGUCGUUGAAAGUGUUGAUUCACAGUAUGGGUGGCAGCAGGUAUAGCACACCCAAUUCCGUGCUGAUCCCAAAGUUGUUACAACUUCCCGAUGUGAACAUUUUAGUCGUGGACUAUGAGAAAUUAUCUCCCGAACCUUGCUACACUGAAUCGUCCUAUAACAUUCACAUUGUAGCUGGUUGCUUGGCACAAUUGUUGGCCACUCUACUGUCGCUCGGAUUGCUGGAGGCCAAUCAGCUGCACCUAAUAGGUUUAGGGCUGGGCGCACACGCUGCUGCAUUUACUUCGAACAUCUUGGAGCGUACUCACUCCAAGGUGUCUCACAUUACUGCACUCAAUCCGUCCAAGGCCCUGUACCUAACACCUGACAUAAAACAGAGGAUUGAUCCCAGUGAUGCUGAAUUUGUGGAUGUCAUUCACACAGAUGUUAUGGUACUUGGUCUUAUGCAGCCCGUUGGACACGUAGACUUCUAUCCCAACAAGGGCGUCGUUCAGCCCAAUUGCGGAGACCCGAAAGAUAUUAAAUCCAAUUACUGCUACCACCAUCGCUCUGUUGAAUACUAUGCAGAAUCAAUUUUUUCUCCAACUAAAUUCUGGGCAUUCCGCUGCAAGGAUUUGUACGGGUUUAUUGUAGGCGAAUGCCAGCCCAAUGACGACCUCGUAGAACUUGGAUAUAAUACACCUCGCACGGCACGCGGCAACUACUUUUUAGCCACCAAUGAUUAUCCACCCUAUGCUCGUGGAGAACAAUUCUUGAACUUAGAUCGCAAUUUAGAAAACCAGACGUUCCUCCCCAAAGAAAUGAUUGAGAUGCUAGGUAAAAUGAAGGAUGGAGCAAGAGGACUUACAACCUUUCAUUAAUGGAAAUUUCGAAAAUUUGUCGCGUUCAAUUAUGCUAUAGGUAUAAAAAGGAUUGAUCAAUGUUUGCAAUUAAUCAAAAUUGAAUAGACAAACAUUUUUAUUUCA
Molecule: messenger RNA, 1494 nt
Organism: Drosophila albomicans
Lineage: Eukaryota; Metazoa; Arthropoda; Insecta; Diptera; Drosophilidae
Product: pancreatic triacylglycerol lipase
Exons: 4
Coding region: 328-1389 (353 amino acids)
Molecular function (GO): lipase activity
Source: RefSeq, a predicted model, not a curated record